Molecule: messenger RNA, 1159 nt
Organism: Drosophila willistoni
Lineage: Eukaryota; Metazoa; Arthropoda; Insecta; Diptera; Drosophilidae
Gene: Den1
Product: sentrin-specific protease 8
Exons: 2
Coding region: 108-899 (263 amino acids)
Biological process (GO): proteolysis
Molecular function (GO): deNEDDylase activity; cysteine-type peptidase activity
Source: RefSeq, a predicted model, not a curated record
CAUUUCAAUAUUAGCUUUGGAAGCAUAAAGUACCGCAACUGAGAAUUAAUAGAAUUUUAAUAAAAAAAUUUAAUGAUAAAAAGUGAUUUUUUUUUGAUUUGACCAAGAUGUUGCCACAACAGAGAAAAGUUUUGAGGCAACACACUCGUCAGAAUCAGACGAAUUUGAAUACUGGCCAGCAAUCCUCACGACGUUCCAGUGGCCGGAUCAACAACAACAAUCAUCUGCUGCAUCAUCAUCACAAGAUGAGUAAUGUCCAAGGAUCCAAGGCAGAUCCCAUCUCGUUGAGUUUUCACGAUGCAUGUCUUCGGAUGUCGGAUGUUCAGCUGUUGCAGGGACCUCAUUGGCUGAAUGAUCAGAUAUUGAGUUUCUACUAUGAGUACCUGACCCAUGUCAAGUAUAAAUCCAAUUCGGAUCUGUAUUUUAUAGCGCCGGAGGUGACGCAGUGUAUGAAAUAUAUGGAUGAACAGGAAUUGAAUCAACUGCUCGGGCAGAACGAUGCCGCCACAAAGCCAUUUAUCUUCUUUGUCCUGAAUGACAAUGAAACUACGGAAGCAGGUGGCACUCAUUGGUCUUUGCUGGUCUUUUCCCGACCCGAGAAAACGUUCUAUCAUUUUGACUCGUAUGGAAACAAUAAUACGAGCAACUCCAUGGAAUUGAUGCAUAAAUUGAAAGGUGUCUUGGGUGUACGUCAGGCUCGAUUUAAGCCCAUGCGAUGUCUUCAACAAACAAAUAACUAUGAUUGUGGUAUCCAUGUCAUCUGCAUGACCGAUCUCAUUUCCGACUACUUAAAUCGGUAUGAAGUGAUAGUGGGUCUGCCAUCUCUACAUAUCGAUACGGUUAAGGCUAAGCGAACAGAGCUCUUGAAACUAAUUCUUUCGCUUGGCGGCAAGAGUUAAAUAACAUGGAGCCGCUCUUGUUCCAGUUUUUGUAGUUUUAGGUAAACACACACACAAAGAGAUAUAUAUAUGUAUGGAGAUAAAUUGAGAAUGAAUUUGAUAUUCAUAAUUUUAAUGUGUUUAGUGUCACACGCGUCUUUCCCCCACUACCCAGUGCCAGGCACACAAUAAUUACAACAACAAAUUGUCCAGUAAUUAAACCCCCAUGUUUUGCAUUAUAGAAUAAAAUAAAAGUAAGAAAAACAAUUGAUUAUCGCAAA